Tigriopus californicus is the source of this 1850-nucleotide messenger RNA. RefSeq lists its product as uncharacterized. The record is from RefSeq and is a predicted model, not a curated record. Lineage: Eukaryota; Metazoa; Arthropoda; Copepoda; Harpacticoida; Harpacticidae. The transcript is spliced from 10 exons. Bases 56 to 1762 code for a protein of 568 amino acids. Gene Ontology annotation, molecular function: CoA-ligase activity.
UUUUAAAGCAGGAAUUAAGGCGAUAUUUCAAUCAGUUCAUUACUAUCUAACCAAGAUGACAGACCCAAAUCGCGACGUAAAUGGGAAAAACCGAAUCAAGGAUCGAGUCCUCACCUCAGGACUGACCAUGUCCGUCAACUACGAUCCUGUUCAAGGAUCAAUGUAUCAAGAAAUUGAAAGGGCUUUGGAGAUGAAUAUUCAAGAGGACAAGGAUUGGGUGGUCCUUCAUAACGUUUUAACCGGAGAGAAGUUGAGCGGCAUUGAUGCUUUGAACUACGGCAAACGAUUCGGUGCCUUCUUGGAGCAACGUGGAUUCAAGAUUGGACAAGUGGUGCAUUUGAUCUUAGGGAAUCACAAUAUGACUUUCCCCAUUUGCUUUGGCGCUUGGAUUUUGGGUGGUUGCAUCAGCUCAGGUGAUGUCAAUUUGGAGCCAAGGUCAUUGUCGCAACAACUCAACUCUCUAUCCACCAGAUUUCUGAUCUGCACACCUGAUACAAAAGAUUUAGCCGUUGAAGCCUUGAACAUGGUUGACCGACCUCAAGAUAUCCAGGCAUUCUGUUUGGGCCCUAACGAUAUGUUUGAAGACCUCUCGGCCACCCUGAAGAACAUCGACUCGAUUGAAUGUCCUGAUCCUGUAGAUGUGGACACCAAUAGCGACGUUCCCAUUGUCUUUUGGUCUUCAGGGACCACGGGACACCCCAAAGCCAUCUGUCACACCCAUUUCUCUGCCUUGCGUAUGGCAGGAGUCUCUGUCAAUUUCCUCACCCCCAAGACCAAUGUAGUAACCACCACGUGUUUCUUUCACAUGGGCGGUUUCUUCGCUGCAAUGCUGUCAUUUGUGCGACACCUGAGUUGCUACCACAUGUUUGGACCAGAUUUCCAAUUGGAACAUCUCUUGAACACCAUUGUUUCGGCAAAGCCUAAAUCAAUUACAAUUGGAACCCAUCAUUACGUUCAACUGGCUGAAUCUGAACUUUUGGCCAAUGCAAACCCGGAGGAUUUGGCCUCUUUGGAGUAUAUCGCCCCGGCUGGAGCUGCAGUCCCUCGAUCGUGCGCAGCAUUUUAUCACAAAAUGUGCCCAAACCUCAAGGGAGUUCUAAAUAUCUAUGGUCAAACUGAGGGUGGUAUUCUGACAAUUGGCAUGUCUAACACAAGCCUUGGCGCCAUUUUUCCUGGAAUAUCCAUGAAGGUGGAAAACAUAGCAACUGGUGAAGGGUGUUGCCCUUACGAAGAAGGAGAGUUAUGCUACAAAACUCCGGUGGUCAUGAAAGGCUACCACAACCGAGCUAAGGAAAAUGCGGCAUUUUUUGAUCAUGAAGGUUAUGCUCAUUCCGGAGACUUGGUGUAUUACACCCCAGAUGGAGACAUUCAUUAUGUGGACCGUCUGAAAGAAAUCAUAAAGUACAAGAAUAACCACGUGGCACCCACUGAACUGGAGGACAUUAUGCAAAGACAUCCGGCAGUUCAAGAAUGCUUGGUAUUUGGCAAGCCUAACGAUGAAGUGCAGGAGCUUAUUUCAGCCGUGGUAGUUUUAAAACCUGGCCAAAAGGUAAGCGCAGAGGACCUGCGGAGCUUUGUGAACAACGAGGUCACCGAUUACAAGAAGAUUCGAGGACAAAUCAUUUUAAGCAAUCACAUUCCUCGUAAUUCCAUGGGUAAACUGGUUCGACGUGAAAUGCGGGAAUGGGCCCGACAUCAAGGCAAUCCCAAGGACACGGAUAUUCAUGCACCAAUUUUGUCUUCCCAAAUGCUGGCUCAUUGACAUAGUGCAAUGGAUCAGCUUGUGAUUUUUAGCCUCUGAUUACAUAGGUGGACAAAUAUAAACCUGGUCAAUGACGGAAACCCUUUAA